This is a messenger RNA of Nilaparvata lugens (brown planthopper), 3032 nucleotides long. RefSeq names its product copper chaperone for superoxide dismutase (gene Ccs). Gene Ontology annotation, biological process: removal of superoxide radicals. The record is from RefSeq and is a predicted model, not a curated record. The coding region runs from base 74 to 901 and encodes 275 amino acids. NCBI's taxonomy places the organism in Eukaryota, Metazoa, Arthropoda, Insecta, Hemiptera, Delphacidae. Gene Ontology annotation, molecular function: copper ion binding. The transcript has 5 exons.
AAUUUAAGUGAAAAAGCUUCUCUUUUGUAAAUUUUCUCAUUUCAUUCUAUUUACUAAGCAAAGGACAAUCAUAAUGACUUCUACUUUGAUUGAGUUUGCGGUCCAAAUGACCUGUGAAAGCUGCGAGAGGAAAGUUCGUAACGCUCUUAGAGAUUUGAAGGAAAUCGAGAAGCUUACUAUAUCUGUAGAUAAUGGUACAGUACUGGUUGAAACAUCACUCCCAUCAUCAAUUAUUCAAGAUAGAAUUGAAUCAACCGGAAUGAAAGCUGUCCUGAAGGGUUUUGGAUCGAGUAAAGAUGGCAUCAGCAACAAGAUGGCAGCCGUGGCCAUGCUGGGCGGUAACACAGGCUACGGUGCGGGGUCGGUUCGCGGCAUUGUCAGAUUCGUGCAGCUGGACGACUCGUUGUGUGUGGUUGAGGGCACAGUUGACGGCCUCGACCCUGGAGAGCACGGCCUGCAUGUCAAUGAGUGCGGAGACAUCACCAACGGAUGUGACAGCACGGGAGAACAUUUUAAUCUGAAAAAUACUAAUCACGGUGCACCAGAUGCUGACGAAAAUAACAGGCACACUGGUGAUCUAGGAAACAUAAAGGCGGACAGCGACGGCAGAGCAACGUUCCGAUUGGUGGAUCGCGUGCUGAAGGUGUGGGACAUCAUUGGUCGGUCAAUUGUCGUGACGGCCGGCCGGGAUGACCUGGGAUUGGGCAGCACUGCGCAGUCGCCGGUCGACGGAAAUAGCGGCGAGCGAUUGGCCUGUGGCAUUAUCUCGCGGUCGGCGGGAGUUUUCGAAAAUUCGAAAAAAAUCUGCGCCUGCGAUGGCCUGACUCUGUGGGACGAGCGGGAGAAACCGACCACUGCAAUACCAUCGAUACCAUCUAGCAGUUUGUGUACUUAUCUGUAAAGUGCGGCCGAUGAUAACCAACACAAAAAAUGUUUAUGAUUUACUCUAAAAUAGAAACAUUACUUGAACAUCACAGGAACAAAAUCAUUCUGAGCUUUAUGAUGGAAAAAUUAUUUGGAAGACAAUAAUAAUGACUGUUAUUCGACGAUGAAGAAGGCGUAAUAGCUGGAAUAUCUGGUCGUACAAGUGAGUUAUAGACUUUAAUUCUCAUUGAAGAAGGAGAUAGCUGGUAAUCUUAUUUUCUCAGGAAAGCAUUUUGGUAAUAAUAACAGUUCUUUUUGGAAUCCCAAAUCGUAUAAAAAGAUGUUUCCCAGUAUUUUGUGGAGUAGUCUCGUAAUGGUGUGGUUGGCUGGAACGAGGUGACUUGGCUGGCUCUGGAGGUACAGUCCUGGAAUGAAGCAGGUGAUGAGCAAGGCCCUGGGCCAUCGGCUGAAGGGUGCUAUCGGGUAACAAGAGGCAGGCAGUGUCGGCACUGGGCAAGCCCAUGCCAGCGAUGUCCGUCGCCCGCUGGAACAGCGAUUAGGGUACGAUGAGGAUGGGGUUUGUGGACAGCGCGAAGAAGGUGUGUGAGACGUAGGAGUGGUCAGUGAGUCGGAGAGAUAGUCAGUGAGUGUAGGCUUGCUGUUCACUUUGAUCACGUGUCUGGUGCUACAGUACUGCAGUUUGUGGGCGCGGAAUGUUUUCAGUGUGAGAAUCUGAUGUCGCAGUCCUGACAGUUGCGGUAGACUAGAUGCGGCGAGGUGGCGUUGGCAGCGGGUCGAGCGUCGCUGUCUCGGGUGCGCUGCUGUUGCUGUGUGCGGCCGGCGACGACGCAGAGUUCAUCACCAUGUGGCGGUUCAGGCUGACCUUCUAGGCGCCGUAGGAGCUGUGCGGGCAAGGGUAGGCCUUGCCCACUUUGCGCGUCUUUGUCGGAGGCUCACUCGCGUUGCUAUCAUUAGUGUGUCGUUAUAAGUCUUAUUUUCAUUGAGGAAGAGUUCAACUGUUGUAAAUUUACUCGUAGAAGUAUUGCAUAAUUUAUGGUUAUUUUUAGCUUUUUUCAAAAAUUGUUUUUAUUAAAUUUGUGUCUUUCACGUUCCAUGGUGUUGGUAAUAGUUUUAAAAAUAUUUUGUAAUUAUAAGAAACUCAAAGAGUUGUGGUGAUGAUUGAAGAGACUGAGAUUAGCAACUAAUCACAUUGUGGUACCUGUAGUGUAUUUUAAUGAUUUAUGUUUAAAUUGCUAUUUAGGUAAUAAAUUAUUACGUAAUAUCUGAGAUAUAGUUGUUUUAUUUUACUAGAAAACUCUGAACGUUUUUAAUAAUUAUUAUUCAUCUUCAGUUUCAAUCCUUGGAAUUGGUUUAAUUAGAUCCAUAUUUAGGUUGGACCCGUGGAAAUAAUUCUAUUUCGCAGUGUAAAUAAUAUUUAAGCAUUGAUUUAUUAAUUCAAUAUAGAAGUAAAUUUAUUCAACCAUAUUCAAAUUAAUAAUUCUACAAAUUGGUUUAAAUCUAAUGAUUCAUAAGAUAUAAAUUAAUUUUAAUGAAACCUCAUGUGCACUGUAUACCUGUAAAGUUAUUGUAUGUACAGCAGUAUUAAAUAUAUUGCAUUUUGAAUGUAGCAAACCACAAUGUAGUAGGCCUACCUAUAGUAGUAAUCAAUAAAUUAGUCAUGCUUUGGAAUCUCCGGACAAUGCACAUGAUUAUGGGAACACUUGAAUUUGAGAGAAAUAAAGACUGUGGUACUAAAACCAAUGGUUUCUAAAUGAAUAAAUAAAUUCUUUCAUUUUCACCCCAUCAUUGGGAUUAUUUAUUUUCGAGUGGAUGAAUGACAUUUUAAAAUAAAACUUAAAUUCAGUUCAAGUCACUUAGUAAUAAUAAGUGAUUUGAUUUGAAUGGCCUGUGCUUAUUUUAAAUUGCAGAUUGUUUACGUGCAGUAAUCUUUAAUUUCUCUGUACAGUGACAACAGUUUAGUAUACUUUCAGUGGCUUCUCCCAAAGUGAAUUCAAUUUAUAAAUUUACUCACAUUUUUUUAGUUGAAUUCUUUUAUCUCUAUAGAGCUAAUUUCUUGUAUAUAUUUGACUAUAUUUUUGUAUCUGAGACAAUAUUCCCUAAUUUGUUUAACGUGUACUUAUCAUUAAAAAAUUCUUUGAAACUGAAAA